CCAGCGUGGGGGGCUUCUCGACCCAUCGGGGGCUGCCGAGAGAUGGGUACAUCCAAAUAGUGGGGUGACACAGUGCGCAUUUUACACCAUCGCAUCACUCACGUGAAGGCUAAACUAAACUGCUACACGCGCCCCAGCGCAUUUGGCGACUGCAUCGUACUCCAUUUGGGAAGCCUUCUGUCUCGAUUUACCGCCAUGGGCAAACGCAAGGGAUCGUCAAGAAAGCCAAUGGGCCCUAAAAGGGCCGACCCUUUGCCGACAACUUUUACCUGUUUGUUCUGCAACCACGAAAAGUCAGUGACAGUCAAGUUGGACAGAAAGGCUGGAGUCGGGCAGCUUGACUGUCGGAUCUGCGGGCAGAAAUUCCAAUGUGCAGUUAACUACCUCUCGGCUGCCGUUGAUGUUUACGGAGAAUGGGUAGAUGCUGCUGAGGCGGUUGCCAAAGAAGAUAAUGCACACGCCACAUACUCCGGUACCGGACGAUCGACGUUACGGCAUGAUGGUGAUAUAGGUGCUCGUCAUGAUCCAGAAGACAGAUACGAAAGCGACGGUCUCGCCGCCGAUGAUAUAGACGAUUGAAAUGGAUAACUGGACGCCCUAAUAGGCACAGAACCUAGAGCAAUCUUGGACAUGCCCUUCGUCGUUUCUCGAUCGUCAUGCAAGGUGACGACACUCAGAUGGUGUAGAAUCUAUCACCGAAAUCGCCGAGACCGGGAACAAUGUAGCUAAAAGCAGAUUAAUUAAUGAGUCAAUGACAAAACAAAACGAAUGUUGAGAGCCGAAGGCUCUGAAUUGCUUACUUCUUCUCAUCAAGGCCCUAAUGGAGCAACUAGUCAGUAACACAUUGGAAAACUGGUCAAGAGCAGACAUUACUCACUUCAUCAAUAAAUGCUGUUACAACUUUCAGGCGGGGAAACUUUGUUGCAAAGUUGUGGACACCUUCAGGGCUGGCAAUGAUGUUCAGGAAAAGAAUACGUUCCUCGGGAACGCCUCGUGCUUUAAGGACUUGCACAGCCAUGAUAGCAGAGCCACCUAUCUCAUUUGAUUAGUCGGAUAUGUUCAAGAAGUGAUUGAGAUUCGACUGCCUUACCUGUCGCGAACAUUGGAUCAAGUAGCAGAACCCAUCGGUUGGCUAUGUCUUCUGGCAACUUGUCAUAAAACAGUUUUGGCAAAGCUGUGUCCUCAUCUCGCUGGAUGAGGAUCUUUCCAAUACGGACUGACCGGCAACAGUCUCGUAGACCCUGUUCCAUGGCCUCGCCGGCCCGCAUAAUUGAGACUCCACAGAUCUUUCCUUGGAAGGUGAGACCAUCGUAGACACGACCAACUGGUGUCGUGAUACUUUGCUCAUUCACCGGGAGGUGGUUCAACCCUUCCUCAACUAGAAGGCGAAUAAUACGGUUGGAAUAGAAUAUGAAAUCAGCUCUUUCCGUGUCUUUGUUACGGAUGAUUCUGCAGUGCGUAAGUAGCUAUGUACGAUGGAGAGCAGCCUGGGGAGUUGACUGACGAGAGGAGGGCAAUCAGCUGGGGAGUCUGGGGCAAAACGCAAACAUUGUCGAAGGGAACCUUGACAGACAAUGUAGCAUUGAGAUUCGACAGAUCAGUACGUUGAGAGGCCAUGUUGACGAGGUGAUGAGUUGCUUCUAAUCGCUGGUCAACCUGACUUCUCGUCGUUGGUGAGGUUGAAAAUCGGCUCCACUUUUCUUAAUGAAUUUCUUGUUUAUUUUGGGGUUCUUUUUGUUUUUAACAAUACGUGUUAUUAGAAUUCUGCAUGCAUUGAUGUAUUUUUAUUUUAUAUGCUACUGAGUUUUUAUUGUAUUUGUAAAUGCUUUUAUUUGUUCUGUGCGUAUUUCUUUUUGUUUAACGUUCAUUCCUCCCGUUAAAUAUUUUAUUUAUUUAAUGUGCUGGCGUUGUGCGGCUUAUUGGGUCC
Messenger RNA from [Torrubiella] hemipterigena, 1927 nucleotides. The record is from the annotation of a GenBank genome assembly. NCBI's taxonomy places the organism in Eukaryota, Fungi, Ascomycota, Sordariomycetes, Hypocreales, Clavicipitaceae.